Molecule: messenger RNA, 3545 nt
Organism: Glossina fuscipes
Lineage: Eukaryota; Metazoa; Arthropoda; Insecta; Diptera; Glossinidae
Product: protein argonaute-2-like
Exons: 12
Coding region: 191-3457 (1088 amino acids)
Molecular function (GO): RNA binding; protein binding
Source: RefSeq, a predicted model, not a curated record
GCAAAGUACUAUUCGCUUACAGAAUUGUGAUGGACUUCUAAUAUACUUUCUGCUUUAAUAGAUAAACAACGUAGACGAGUGAAAUUUUGAGAAAUUAUUUUAAAAAUACAUUGAUAUAUGUGUCAACCGUUGAAGAAGUUUUACAUUCAAUUAUAUACAUUUUUUUAUCUGAGUGAAGCGAAAACAUAAUAUGGGGAAGAAAAAUAAACAAAAGCAAAAUCAGGAUUCUGAUAAUAAACAGAACCAACCACAGGAAAAUCCACGUCAGCAACAACCAGAACAAAAACAAAAGAAACAAUCAGGUGAUGCUGGGAACGCUAAUCAGGAUGGGCAGCGAGGACAACAGCCCAGCGGUGGAGGAAACAAAGAACAAGGAAAACAGCAAUGGCGUGACGGAGGACAGCAAAGACCACCGCAAGGGCAAAGUCAACAGAGCGGAGGCAAUACUCGAGGUGGAAAUGAAGGCCGGAGCGGGCUAUCACAACAACACCAGCAACCUAGGCAAGAAGGAGCCCGGGGAAACCAACCAAAACAGCAACAGCAACAAUCUGGUGGAGGACAGCAAGAUGGCCAACAAAGGUCGGCGGGGGGUCACCAAGGGCAACAAAAGCAACAGCCCGGAAAUCAAGGCGCUGGUAAAAGUAGUCAGCAACAACAACCAGCCAGGCAGGAGGGAAGCCAAGCGAACCAACAACAAUCUGAUGGAGGGCAGCAAGGCGCACGGGCAGGCCAGAAUAGACAACAAUUUGGAGGCCAACAACAACAACCACCAAAACAGGGUGGAGGCUGGGGACAGAGGCAAGAGGCUGGUGGUGGGCAAAGACGACAAGCUGGAGGUGGAGAUGGGGGUGGUCCUCAGCAACAAAAACAGCAGCAGCCAUACGGCCAAGAGGGACCCCGAAGGGGUCAGUCGGGACAGCAGCAAUUUGCUGGCGCACAACAGCGGCCACGUCAACAACAAGGAUCAGGCUUCCCUGCCGGUGGAGUAGAAUCUGUACCACCAUAUAAGGACGUAUCUUGCGCUGGGGUUCAACGGGGAAGCCUUGGUAAACAAGGUGUUUGUGAAGUUAAUUAUUUGAGAAUGAACAUUGAUAAAAUGUCCGACACUGCUUAUCAUUACGACGUGACCAUUACGCCCGAUCGUCCCAAAAAGUUUCUUCGCCCAGUUUUUGACCAAUGUCAAAGACAGUAUUUUAAGGACUAUGUAAUGGCUUAUGACGGUUCCAAGAGCUGCUAUUCAAUAAAACGCCUUCCAAAAAAAUCCUUUGACUAUGAAGUUGAGGUGCCGGAUAGUGGAGGUCGAACAAAAUCAUUUACAAUCCAAAUAAAGGAAACCGAUAUACCUGAAAUCGACCUGGCAUCUCUACGGUCUUAUCACAACGAUCGGGUGUUCGAUAAGCCCAUGCGUGCGUUACAGGCUUUAGAAGUGGUCCUAGCAUCCAACAAUCAUGCACUUGGAAUUCGUGUUGGUCGAUCCUUCUAUCGAAAGCCUGCGGAAUUUUAUGAUUUGGGAGAUGGUUAUGAAAUGUAUACGGGCAUUUAUCAGGCCGCUAUUCUAGGCGAGGUACCCUUACUCAAUGUCGACAUUUCGCAUAAAUCAUUUCCCAAAACUCAACCUAUAAUUCAAUACUUGAAAGAGUGCGGCAUAGACACCAACCGCACGAUUGAAGAUUAUCGUAUGAAAAAAACUAUUCUUCAGUUUUUAAAAGGCAUAGACAUUGUAUACGCUCCGCCUGCUAGUUUUGGGGCUAUACCCAAAAAAAAAAAAGUGAUUGACAUUGGAGAUGCUCCUGCGAAAACGUUCUUCACGUUAGAUGAUGGCACAAAGAUGAACGUAAAAGAUUACUUUGCAUCGAAAGGUUGUAUCUUACAAUACCCUUAUUUGAAUUGCAUCACAACAGGUAGCACAACAAGAAAAAUUGCCCUUCCAAUCGAAUUCUGUUCCGUUGCUGAAGAUCAAGUUUUAAACCGCAAGGAUGGAAAUAUGCAAGUUUCCAAAAUGAUUAAAUAUUCCGCCACGUCUACAAACGAACGAAAAAACAAAAUUAUGAAUUUAAUGGCUCAUUUUCGUCACAACGAAAAUUCGACUAUAAGAUCCUUCGGCAUACAGCUGGGUGGCAAUUUUAUAAAAGUUCAUUUUCGCUUGCUGCCACCUCCAGAAUUGGAGUAUUGUGGCGGCAAAACUGCAUGUCCACGCGAUGGCGCCUGGCAACUGGCUGAUGUAAAAUUUUUAGAGACGUCAAAAGUUAACCAAGGACACAAAUGGGCAAUCGUUUAUGAAAAUAAAGGCCGACCCAUUAACGCGCAUUCGUUAGAAGAUUUUAAAAAGGCGUUCCAAAGGACGGCUCAACAAGUUGAUGUAAAGUUGGCACAGGAAGGAGAAAUAAGAGGUUUUCAAAAUAUUGAUUGGGUGUUACAAGAUCUUGCAAAGGAAGGUUAUGCUCUGGUAAUUGUUGUAUUACCAAAUUACGGCACAUCGUAUUCUUCGGUAAAACAAAAUGCAGAACUUAAAGUGGGGAUAUUGACUCAAUGUAUCAAAGAAAGAACUGUAUUGCGUGCCCCUAAAGACGCAUCGGUGAUUCACAACUUAAUGCUGAAAGUAAAUGCGAAACUAAAUGGUACCAAUCACAAGGUGUCUGAAGAAAAAGAGGCUGGAUUAAAAGAGCUUUUACAACCCAUCAGUAAUGUGAUGUUUAUGGGCGCCGACGUCACUCAUCCCUCACCUGAUCAACGCCACAUACCAAGCGUGGUGGGAGUGGCAGCAUCUCAUGAUGCUUAUGGUGCAUGUUACAAUAUGCAGUACCGUUUACAGAGAUCGACAGUUGAGGAGAUCGAAGACAUGAAGUCCAUCACUGAAUAUCAUUUGAACGUCUACAAAAGCUAUCAAAAUCGUUACCCAGCACAUAUAAUUUAUUAUCGAGAUGGAGUUUCAGACGGCCAGUUUCCCAAAAUAAAGAAAGACGAGCUGGGAGGCAUACGUCGGGCUUGCGACCAAGCGGGCUGUAAUCCAAAGAUCACUUGCCUAAUCGUGGUUAAACGGCACCAUACUCGCUUUUUCCCACUUCGUCAAAGCCAAGGUUAUAGGGAUUUUAAUAACGUCGAGCCAGGCACUGUGGUCGAUCAAUAUAUUGUCCAUCCCAACGAGAAACAAUUUUUUUUGGUUAGCCAUAAAGCUGUGCAAGGCACAGCUAAACCUACGCGAUAUAAUGUUAUCGAAGAUGACGCUAACUUUAACAUCGAUCUGUUGCAAAAGCUCAGCUACAAUUUGUGUCACAUGUUUCCGCGCUGCAACAGGGCCGUUUCAUAUCCGGCACCUGCUUAUUUAGCACAUCUGGUCGCAUUUAGGGGACGUGUAUAUUUGGAAGGUACAAUGCGUUUUGGUAACCUGAAGGACGAAUAUAAGAAGCGAUCUAUUCAAUCUGUCCUAAUGAAACAAAAUCCAAUGUAUUUCGUAUAAAAUAAGAUCUAUUAAUGCGUCAAAUUACAUUUAAAAAAUAAAAUAAGCAGCUUAUUCCUGCAUUUUUCGUGGUUUAUACAAAUUUGAA